AUGGGAAAAUUCAUCCGCUUGGACUCGACGGAUGAUGGCGAGAGAACGGAGACCGAGAGCAGAGGCGUAGUAAUAUUCACAAGCCGAUGUUCUCCAUGUUCAUCGGGCUCGAUGAGUCGACAUCACCUGGCGAGCGUAUGGUGUAUGGAGGCGUACCCGAAGGAAUGCAUCCUCUCCGCCACGUGCCCCUUCUUCCGCCAACAACUCCAAAAAUCACGGCGAAUCGAGCUGAAGGGCUACAACAAGUCCUCCGUCCACUUUUUGCUCUGUUUCCUCUACGGUGGGCUGACGGCGAUUCCGGAUGAGGUCGACACAUGGGAGGUCCUCGCCCUGGCUACUCAUCUGAAUCUGAAGGACCUCAUCGAAGUUGUCAGCUUACAUCUGAAAGCUACGAAAUGCCAUUGGUUCCAUAGGCCUUGCGCCGUCUGCGUCUCUGCCGUUUUCGACGCAUUACCGCAAUUUUACUCCAUUAGAUGCCUGAAGCCACUUUAUGAAGAGGCAAUCCAAUGGCAAGCCAAGUACUUUGCCCGAAUCUGGAAAGGGAGGGGUCUCGCCCUAAACCUGGGAAUCCUCGAAGACAUCCUCCCCACCCUGGUCCACAGCUUGUCCGCCGACGUCGCCAUCAAGUCUUACCUGGGACUAGCUGACCUGCUGACCGAGAUUCAAAGCGUCCCACCAUCUCCAAAGAAGACUCUGUCGAUUCCGAUCGAUGAGUGGAGCCCGAGGUUCUACGUUCUCGUCCGUCGGCUCUACGAACUUGUUGAUAAGCACCUGCUGCACUACGCCGCUUCGGUGGUCCGGGCGGAAGCUUGGAAUUUGUUGAAUGAAAGGGAUCAAGUGCGGAUAAGGGAGACUGGCAUCUUCGUCGAAAUGCGCCAACCAAAAGCCUCCAUGCCGCGCUUCAGCAGCAACAAUCGGAAGAGCGCUCCCGGAAAUACGGAAAAUCCACAGGCAUACAAACGCAGUGCAUCGGCUGGAGUGCAAAUGGGCCAUUUGUACACCCCGGAAAGGGGGAGGAGCCUGGAGCGGCACAAGCCGCUGACGAUGAUACAGCAAAAAGCUAGGGAUCCUGAGUCGGAGCCGAUUGAGGAUGAGAAGGAAGUCUUCGAAGAACCGAAACCGAGCACCAGCGCUGAAGCCGCAGAGGCAGCCAACGCCUACGAAGGAAGAAAAGCCGCCUCAACCAGCAGAAUCCGGAAUUCCCAGACCGCGAUCAAGCCGGAAUUCAUCCAGAGCAACUUCAAGAGAAUCUACCCCAAGAACUGUGAAAGAAGGUCCAGCGCCGAUCAAGACCACUGCUUCCGCCGAGGCCAAGAAGCGUGC
Messenger RNA from Mesorhabditis spiculigera, 1323 nucleotides. NCBI's taxonomy places the organism in Eukaryota, Metazoa, Nematoda, Chromadorea, Rhabditida, Rhabditidae. The record is from the annotation of a GenBank genome assembly.